GCUCCUUAGCUAUCAACACACUUGGUUACAUUGAAUCUACUAUUCUACCAUUACCAGACCGUGACCUACAUUGCUCACUACGACGUCCUGAUCCACUCGAUCAUACACCACACGCCUCGGACCUACCCUAUACCCUUAGGUUAGACCCGACCGUCACACUCCAUAACUCACGUUUCGAAGACCGAGUUCUUCUCAGCCUUCUACGCUGCCCACAAAGCCGCCAUAACAAGGAGUAAUAUUGAGGGAGGUUUUCGAGGGGCCGGACUUGUUCCCUUGAACCCAGAAAAUAUCAUAUCGAAGCUUGAUGUGCAGCUACGGACUCCAACACCGGUGAGGGAGGAGAUCAGCCUUCCCGACCCUUGGGUCUCGAAGACCCCAAAGACUAUACUUGAAGCUAGCUCUCAGUCUGAAUACCUCGAAAGACGAAUGAGAAGACAUCAGAGCAGCUCUCCAGCAUCAAUUCUUGAGGCGCUGAAGUCACUUUCAAAGGGAACGAAGGCAAUAAUGCAUCAGAACGCCCUAUUGAAGUCUGAG
Messenger RNA from Ilyonectria robusta, 534 nucleotides. RefSeq lists its product as uncharacterized. The record is from RefSeq and is a predicted model, not a curated record. The transcript has a single exon. NCBI's taxonomy places the organism in Eukaryota, Fungi, Ascomycota, Sordariomycetes, Hypocreales, Nectriaceae. The annotation marks the transcript as partial.